This is a messenger RNA of Toxotes jaculatrix (banded archerfish), 4695 nucleotides long. It is a transcript of the gene tsku, whose product is annotated as tsukushi small leucine rich proteoglycan homolog (Xenopus laevis). Gene Ontology annotation, molecular function: protein binding. The transcript has 3 exons. The record is from RefSeq and is a predicted model, not a curated record. Bases 2109 to 3155 code for a protein of 348 amino acids. Gene Ontology annotation, cellular component: extracellular matrix. NCBI's taxonomy places the organism in Eukaryota, Metazoa, Chordata, Actinopteri, Toxotidae.
UGAUAAAGUUUUGCAAAAGUCUGUACAUAGUUGCGAGGCGAUAAGUUAAAAUUUAGAGAAAAUCGUGGCUUAAAAAGCAAUCAGCGCGGUAUACAUUAGCUGUAGAUUGGUAAAUAAAUAUAUACACAGCUAAUGGCUGAUGAUCCUUACAGGACAGCGGAGGUUGUUAUGCUGCUUUCCCAGGAUAAAAAGGUGCGAAAAGACCUCUGAAAGUGAGAAGGUGUCGGGGCGUGAUUUCACAGGCCUUUGCCAAUUGUCCGCUCAGGGGGGUUCACAGCUCUAACUGCCAUUGCCGUUGGGUAAUUGCAGUAGUUAGAAAGUGCCUGAUUUGAAGGCAGCGCCAGCAGCAGUUUGCUGUUAGCUGAGAUUUAUUGGUGAGAGGCUGAGAGGAACACCUGGUGCAGAGGGUUCACGGCUCUCGCUGAAGCAACAGAUGGAGGCAGAGGGAUACAAGAGGGGAAGGAGGGACAGAUGAAUGUGGCCGCAAAACCACACAGCAGGGGGACGAGCUGCUGAAAACCAUGGAGUUUGCAUGAGGUGAAACAAAAUUUGUAAUUACAGAGAGGCCUUAAUGCCAUCGACAGCCAGUGGUUAGCAAUACACACAAAAAUAGGAGUUUAGCAGUUGCUAUAGAAACUGUAGAUGUAAAGUUAAUUUCUAAAACACUGUGCACGAAAUGUGGUUACACCAGACGGCUCUGUCUUUAAAAUACAGAGAAUUCAUUCAUCAAUUUAUUCAUCAGCUCCCUCCCCUGUCCUUUUACGUGCUUCAUUCCAUGGGUGGACUCUUCAGCUUCUGAAGUGCUCAACCAGAAAAAAUCUUGUUAAUUUUUGUUCAGUGAGUGAAAGAUUCGUGUACUCGGCUUAAUUUGACACUCAUAAAACUCGUCCAUUCCUGUUUGGUCAAAACCUGCAGCUUGAGAGAUUCUGGCCUUUACAAAACCACUUUUAGUCUCUGGUGCAAAGAAGCACCUUCAGAUUCUUGUCUUUUGUGCAUUUUUUAAUUUGUGUUUAGCAGCAGCUUUUUACUGUUUUUCUUUUUUUGCUUGUUUUCUUUUUCUAAAGUCUCCUUUUCAUAAAGUGUAAAGGUAGUGUAAAGUGUUUACACAUAGCAAUAAAGAAUAUAACUCCAUGUACUUACGUUAUCACAAAUUGAAUAGAACUAGUGAGUGACACACUAAACUAAAACUGUACAGUUGACUACAUUCAUAAAUUAUAAGGACCCAGAAGCAGUGAGAAGUUCAAGGGUCAAAACAAAAGAAAGGCUGCACAGAGGUGAACAGCUCUGUGUAAGUAGACUUUGAGCCGUUGGUAAUCAGCCUGCAAAUGUAGAUCCAGGAGUACUAUGCAGCUAUGCAACCUCAUCCUCUUACAUAAGCUAAGAUAAACAACCUUAACCCCAAUUAGAUUUAUCUGCUAACAGCCUCAGCCUGGGUCGCUGUGUGUGACUUAACUACAUACACUAAAAGACAGAAUUUAAAACAACUUGAAAGACUGGAGAGCUUUACCAGCCUGCUGCUCUUUGCAAGAGCAUACUAAUAUGUAUUUCGUGGAAAAGCUGAACUUACUCAUGAAAAAUCCUUUUUUUUUUGUUUUUUGGAGCAUUUUCUGUGAAUUGUGAAGAGAAGUGGUCACAAUAAGGCCCUUAAAUAAUCAUUUACAGCAAUGCAACAAAAUAGUCUUUAAAAAAUAUACAGUCCUUUAUAAGGUUGUGCCAAGUGUCAGCCCAGACAAUAAUAACAGUUCUAUGUCUCCUGUUUAAAAAAAUAUUUUUGACACACUGUCACAUAGUUUGAUUAGAGAUUGAUGUCAGCUUUAAAUGCGUCUUUGAGGCUGUAAUUGAAUUUCUUGGGCGGCUGUAACGCUGUAAAACACUGGGUUGUACUUGACACGCUCUCUGCUGUGUCAUGUCCGGGGUGAGCUGACCAUGACUUUUCAUUUUUACCUGUUACGCAACUGUUAACCUCUGCCCAAUUUUCAUACUUAUUUGAGUGUUGUGUGUGAGUGUGUGUACACGUUACUUAAGAACAGGGUGAACUCUAUUCAGCUUCCAUUUAUACUUAACGGAUACACGUAGAGGGACCUAGCAACAGCUGAAAAAGGGACAUAAUGGUACUCCUCCUGUGUUUUGGCCUGUCGCUGCUGGCGGCUGUCCAGUCCAGCUCCGUCAAGAACUGCCACCCUGGUUGCCACUGUGAGGUGGAAAGCUUUGGGCUGUUCGACAGCUUCAGCCUGACCAGGGUGGACUGUCGAGGGUUGGGACCCAGCACCACCAGGCCUGUCCCAAUCCCGCUGGACACUGCCCAUCUGGACCUGUCCUCCAACUCCAUGGGCCCGCUCAGUGACACCAUGUUAGCUGGUCCAGGCUACACCACUCUGGUCAGCUUGGACCUCAGCAGCAACCACAUUACAAAGGUGAGCCCCCGUGCUUUGUCCAAGCUGCGUUACCUGGAGACUCUGGAUCUGAGCCACAACAACCUGGACACCCUCCCCCUGAGCUGUUUCUCCGGCCUCCCUCUGGCUGAAGUCGACCUCAGCCACAACAGCUUCCAGGAGUUCGACAUGGAUGUGUUCGCUACUAAAGUCAAUGGUGAACCUGUCAGCGUGGAUCUGUCUCAUAACAAGCUCACGUCAGUCUCCCCAGCUUCCCAUGGAAGAGUAUUACACAUUCAAAGCUUAAAUCUGUCGGCAAACUGGUUGUCGAGCGUACCGAAGCUGGCAGGUCUUCCGUUGAGGUACCUCAAUCUGGAUGGUAACCCCAUCAUGCAGAUCAAGGAGGGAGCCUUUGCUCAGUUGAAAGAUCUGGUUUAUUUAUCCAUCAGCGGCCUCCGUGAGCUACAGGAAAUUGAGCCUUACAGCUUCAAGGGCCUCCAGAGCCUCCAGGUUCUGGAUCUCUCCAACAACGACAAGCUGAAGACUCUUAGCCCUGCUGUUUUUAGCGGACUAGACUCCCUGCAAGAGCUGAAUUUGUCGGGCUCCGGUGUGGCAUCCUUGCCAAAUAACAUGCUGACCCACCUGCCCAGUAUUAAGAGCAUUACACUGGGACGAAGCAUCCACUGCUGGAGGACCCAGAAACAGGGGCAGUUCCACCGGCAGCUGGGUCAGGUCCAACACAACGAGGUUCUGAACUGUAACGUGGAGGGCAUCGUGUUGUGAGACUGUGCCUGUGGACGUGGACCGCUCCUAACAGUCCUGAUGCCAGAGCUGUGCCUUAUCUGCGUUGAUAUGCAAAACACAUUUUUGUGCGUAACUCUCACUCAAUUACCUCUGUUCCAAGGGGAAACUUUGGAAUAUGUGUUAAAAGUUUAAUGCAGCCUUCAUGAACUCUUGACACAAGUAUCUCAAAUGCUGUUCCUUUUAGAAACACAGUGGCAGAAUGUACAGCAUUUUAAAGGAGCACAGAUCAAUUACUUUUACAUCUUAACAUACAGUAUAGUCUAAGGUCAUAGAGAAACUUUUAUAGAUCCAAAACUUUAAGUAAUGUUUGUACUUAAUGUGUUUUAUUUAAAGUGGGACCACAUUUAGUUAUUUGCACUUAUUCAGGUUGCAGAUUUUUUUUUGAAUAAUGCACUUACACAUGGCCAAAAUGUCAUCCAGUGCGAUACAAAAACUUCUGCUGACCACUAAGAAUUUUCAUUUGACUUUGAAUGUGAUGCUUUAUGGAAACAAUUAAAGGAAUAGUUCGACAUUUUCAUGAAAUGCACGUAUUUGCUGUCUGGUGGAAAGUUAGACGAGGUCAUUGAUAUCACUCUUAUAUCUGUUUGUUCAGUGUGGAGCUACAGAACUAGGCUAGCUGUUUCCAGUCUUAAUGCUAAGCUAAGCUAACUGGUUGGUUAUAGCUUCAUAUUUACCUUACAGACAUGAGAGUGGUAUCAGUCUUCUUAUCUAACUCGCUGUAACAAAGUAAAUAGUUUUCCAUAUUGUCGACCUGUACAACCCAAGGACCAGAAAUCAUUUAUCUAGCGUAUCCUGCGUGGGACACUUACAACAAAGACUUGUUACACACACUGUGACAAAAAUAGUUGAGGGUAAAGUUCUUUUCAUGCCACAGCCACAAAAUUACCAUUUUAUUAUUACUUGAAUUUCCUUCUAGAAGUAUUAGCCCAAAUCUGACAACUUGUCCAUUGUCUUUGGACAAUUUCUCUUCAUCCUGACACUAAGUUUGGUGGACAGCCUUUGUAACUUAGGUGCAUGCGUCCUUUAAUACGACGGUCACUGGUCUGUGUUACGUUUUGUUUCGAUAACAUCACACCGCUGGAUUAAACAAGCUGCGUCCAUGUUGACUGGGACUUUAUCUUCUGACAAACCGGUCUGCAGCUGAAUGAGACAGUUGUUUCAAAACAGAUCUGACCAGUGAACUAUGACAACUUUCACCUAUUUAGUAAUGAAGCGAUGCCAGUAUCUGUUGAUAUUUAGACACCCAGCUGCACUGUGCUGUCACCUCUAACCUUUCCUUAGCAUUCCUGUGGUAUUUCUAAGAAGACGAUCAGCCUGAAGACUGCAUAUUAGGGUUUUGAAUGUCAGCUGUUUAUAAAGGUUUUGGUUUUGAGACCACCUUUUUCAGUUGGUCAAGUGAAAACCCGAUGAGCCCAGUCUUGGUGCAAAAUUUAUAUUUGUAUGUAUGUAACUAUAUUGUAUAUAACUUUAUAUAUAUAUGUAAAUGAAUCAUAUGUGUAAUAAAUGGACUAUUCUCACA